UGGCCAAUUUUGAUGUGCGUAGUCAUAAAAGCCAGUUUCCGACUUCUAAUGCCAGAGUAAUUAAAGCACAUGCGAACACCUUUUUGCUGGCUAGAGGAAUUCGGUUUGUUUUGGCCACGUUCAGUUGCUUCCCAACAGUUGAGCAGUUUACACCGAAUAAUGUUUUCGCGACUGUUUCGUAAUUUCAAGAGCACCGUUCGCAAUGAACAAAAGGAGCUGAGCAUUUCGCCGGUUCACGAUGUGAAUGUUACCAAAGCCACGGCCACCUUCGGCAUGGGCUGCUUCUGGGGCGCAGAAUCCCUGUAUGGAGCCACCCGUGGGGUGCUGCGGACCACCGUGGGAUACGCCGGCGGCAGCUCGGAAUUGCCAACGGGCGAUCACACGGAGGUGCUGGAAAUCGACUACGAUCCCACGGUCAUUAGCUUCAAGGAGCUGCUGGAGCUGUUCUGGAACAAUCACGAGUACGGACUGACUACGCCCAUCAAGCGGCAGUACGCCUCCUUGAUUCUGUUCCACGACGAGGAGCAGAAGCAGGUGGCUCACGCCUCCAAACUGGAGGAGCAAGAGCGCCGAGCCCCGGAGGUCAUUACCACUGAGAUUGCCUCCAAGGAGAACUUUUACCCAGCCGAGGCGUACCACCAGAAGUACAGAUUGCAGGGCCACAAGGACCUCGCCUCCUCGCUCAAUCUCAACCCCAAGCUGCUGCAGACCAGCUACGUCGCCACCAAGCUGAACGGCUAUCUGGCCGGAGUCGGCGGCAUCGAGCAGUUUAAGGCGGAGGCGGAGACCAUGGGUCUAACGCCCACCCAGCGGCAGUACUGCUACUACCACGUGGAGCAGAACGAGGGCCAGGGUCUCUACUGCUGACAUGGUCGAAUCUGCAUAGACGUUAAGCGUAGAUCAUACACCUAGGGGGGUAAUUUUAUGGAUAAUUUGCUUGUUCAAGACAUAUUGUGUAUUAUUUAGACUUAGAAACGCAUGAAAUAUAUAUGAAACGCAUAUAUUUUGUUAAUAUAAUAAAAAUAUCUCAAACCAAA
This is a messenger RNA of Drosophila teissieri, 1037 nucleotides long. RefSeq names its product peptide methionine sulfoxide reductase (gene MsrA). The transcript has 4 exons. Gene Ontology annotation, molecular function: peptide-methionine (S)-S-oxide reductase activity. The record is from RefSeq and is a predicted model, not a curated record. Lineage: Eukaryota; Metazoa; Arthropoda; Insecta; Diptera; Drosophilidae. Bases 70 to 867 code for a protein of 265 amino acids.